Neltuma alba is the source of this 1290-nucleotide messenger RNA. RefSeq lists its product as uncharacterized. The record is from RefSeq and is a predicted model, not a curated record. The transcript has 6 exons. Lineage: Eukaryota; Viridiplantae; Streptophyta; Magnoliopsida; Fabales; Fabaceae. The coding region runs from base 1 to 1251 and encodes 416 amino acids.
AUGGCAUGCAAUGCGGCGCAGAAUAUUGGAGCAAAUAUCGAAGAAACAGCAAAUAAAAUUGAAAGAAGCUCUCCAUUGAUUAAGGAAAAAGCAGAGGCAAGUGAUGAAGACAGUCGACAACCAGAGGAGGCUGCAGAAAGUGAUUCAGAACAAACCAACAAACCUGCAACAUUUGCUGCUCCUUCACAAAUUGAAUCUUCACAAGAGAAUAUGGAUCGCAUUGAGGGUGAGGGCAAGAAAAUCACACUUGAUCAACAAGCACUACAAAAAACAGACGCUGAUAUGCAUCUUGAUGAUUCACAAAAGAAUGCUGAAGCAAGUGUUGUAGAAACAUCAGAUAAAGUGGCAGUGUCAAUUCCAUCAACUCCUACCACUGAAACGAGCUCUCCAUUGAUCCCUUCAAUCUCUACUCCCAUGAAGCCUCAAAUAGCAACUUCAAGUAUUGAAACAAAAGCAGAGGGCUCACAAUCGGACCAUUUAGAUAUUUCCAUCACUGAAUCUGCACAGGAUGAAAAUAAGGUCACUCAAGCAGGGACUUGCACGCCUCAUGUAUCUAAGCAGCUUGAGAAUGAUGAUUUAAUGAUAUUAUUCCAAAUAAUGGAGGAAGGUGCUGACAUGGAAGUUCACAUGCCUUGUGCGUCAAAAAUUACCGCUCAUGAAGAUGAUAGUGAGGUAACCAAGGCUCUUGCUGACUUGGAAGCCUCAAUGAAGAUGGGUCUGAAUGAAAUAGCUGGCUCUGAAGAAAGCAAACUUUGCCUUGAGAAUGCUCUCAACACCUUGUCCUCUCAUUGUUCUGAUGAUGGCCUAAAAGCUAUAAUACACUCUUUGCAACAAGAAAUCCACACUGUUCUAUCUUCCUUCAUGCUUGAACAUAAACAGAAGCUAAUGACUGAACAGCGUUUGCAACGAAAAGGAGCAGCCAUGGCUCUUUUAUCUGAAAUUCAGAAGACGCAGAAUUCUAUGGUUGAGGCUCAAACAAGGGCAGUAGAUUUGAGAAAGCAAAUCUUUAAGUUGCAGACUGAACUAGAUAGCAAAGAAAAUGAAAUCAAAGAGUGUGACAACAAAUUGUUGUCUCUUGAAAAGCAAAAGAAGGAAAGUGUUUCGGACACCAUUGAAUUCAUAAAGGAGUUGGAAGCAGUGAAGAAAGAGAGGUCUCACCUGGAGAAUGUGGAUUCUAAGUGGUCUUCUUGUUUAGCCAAUUUGAAGAAAACCUCGUUGCUGUUAGGGGUUCAUCUUAAACAAAAACUUUGACUAUGUGAGACCGCCAUUUAAAUUUCCAAAAAAAUUGUU